Molecule: messenger RNA, 1539 nt
Organism: Fraxinus pennsylvanica
Lineage: Eukaryota; Viridiplantae; Streptophyta; Magnoliopsida; Lamiales; Oleaceae
Source: the annotation of a GenBank genome assembly
AUGUCGAAUAUUAUAGGAGAUGAUGGGAGUUUCUCAUCUGGAGAAGUCCAACAACUGGAAAACCUGUCCCAUGGUGCCGACUCUACGAAUGGCUCAAGCUCUAGGAAACCGCCUUCUAAGAAGAAAAGAAACUUACCAGGAACUCCAGAUCCAACUGCAGAUGUUAUUGCUCUAUCACCAAAAACCCUAAUGGCAACAAACAGAUUUGUGUGUGAAAUAUGCAACAAGGGAUUUCAGAGAGAUCAAAAUCUGCAACUGCAUAGAAGGGGUCAUAAUCUUCCCUGGAAGCUUAAGCAAAGAACAGUCGAGUCGUUGAGAAAACGUGUUUAUAUAUGUCCGGAGCCGAGUUGCGUGCACAAUAAUCCAACGCGUGCAUUAGGCGAUCUCACUGGAAUCAAGAAGCAUUAUAGCCGGAAACAUGGAGAGAAGAAAUGGAAGUGUGAAAAAUGUUCAAAGAAAUAUGCAGUGCAGUCUGAUUGGAAGGCUCACCAAAAGACUUGUGGAACUAGGGAAUAUAAAUGUGAUUGUGGAACCAUCUUCUCCAGGAGAGAUAGUUUUAUCACACACAGGGCUUUCUGUGAUGCACUGGCUGAAGAAAACAACAAAGUUAUGAACCAAAGCUUGAUAUUACCAAAUUUUCAUACCCAAAUGCCAGAUCAAAUUUUGUCAAAUAUGCCCAUAAACAGCAACACAAACGCAUCCAUGGAAUUAUCAGAAUUCACCAAUCCCCUCAAAUCAAUCCCUCCAGAAAUUGUCCCAAUAAUGCCAUUCAAAUCUAUGAACAAUGCGGCAGCAGGAGGCAUGUUUUCCAGCAAUUCUGGCAAUCUCUUUGGGAAUACAAGAGGCGUUCCCUCACCAUCAUCAUCAGCCCUUCAGCUCAAUAAUGGUGGCCAAAUUUCAGGAUCAUCAGCCAAUAUGUCUGCCACUGCAUUACUGCAGAAUGCAGUCCAAAUUGGUGCAACUUCAAGCAAUAGUACUAUGACCUCUCCAAUGAUGCAAAAAAGUUUUGUAAGCAGCAUGGCAGGAUCUGAUCAACUCUCUGGAUCAAGAACUUCGUCGAAUUUACACCAAAACAACUCAUUUGACAAUGUGCAUAACGAGCAAUCAAAAGGGGCUUUUAGUACCCAUCUUUUACAGAAGAGCCCACAAGAGUUGUCUCAGUUGUUCCAUUCUGGGACUGGUGGCUCAGUCUUGAGUGACAUGGUGUUGAACGGCGGAAUGCUGGUGGACAGUGAUCCGUACUCUGCUGGUUUCUUGAAGAAAGUUACAGAACGAGAGGAUAGUGAACUUUCUGGCAUUGUGCAACGAAGAAUGGCUAUGAGUAGGAGCCCUACAGGGAACUCCAGGUUGGGACAUAGUGAUAUGAUGACUCUGGAUUUCUUAGGGGUUGGGGGAUCCAAGGGCCCCCAAAAUCUGCAUGAACAGAGCUCAGAAAUGGAGGGUUUAAACCAACAGAGAAUGCAAGUAAUGCAGCCUUUGCACCAAAUACAGCUCUUACAUGGGGAUUCUGAUAUGGAAAAACCCUUGUGGGAUAUGUGA